This is a messenger RNA of Adelges cooleyi (spruce gall adelgid), 3144 nucleotides long. RefSeq names its product NFX1-type zinc finger-containing protein 1-like. Gene Ontology annotation, biological process: regulatory ncRNA-mediated heterochromatin formation. The transcript is spliced from 8 exons. Gene Ontology annotation, molecular function: helicase activity. The record is from RefSeq and is a predicted model, not a curated record. The coding region runs from base 202 to 2958 and encodes 918 amino acids. Gene Ontology annotation, cellular component: nuclear RNA-directed RNA polymerase complex. NCBI's taxonomy places the organism in Eukaryota, Metazoa, Arthropoda, Insecta, Hemiptera, Adelgidae.
ACCACAUGAGAUCGUCCAUUUAACAUUCGUAAUUCGUAUUAUAUACCUACAGUUAGUAAACAUACAAAUUUUUUAAAAACAUCCAUUCAGAUUGUUGUUAAAAAGAUGUUAUUUGAAAUUAUGCUAUGUUAUAUUUGAAAUAGUACUAUAUAUAAUUAAUUACGCUUAGUUUGAACAACUAAUUUUUCAAAAAAAACCAAAAUGGGCGAUCUUCCUGAAGAGUUCUUUAAGUCGUUUCGGACACAUGCUAUCCAUCCAACCAUGAAUGACAUUGAUUUUGUAAAAUCACUUCCGUUUAACCUUGACAGAGGCCCAUAUAUAUCUGAAGAACACUAUUUAGACACACAGUUUCAAUUGUUGCGCGAAGACUUGAUUUAUCCAUUAAGAAAAGCAAUACAUAACUACCGUAAGAAUAAAAACAUGGAAAGUUCACAUUUAGUUAUAAAUAGUGUUUACUUCGAUGGAUCUAGAGAAUUUAUUGGAAACAAAUUAGGCUUUGUUUUUAAAUUCGAUCCAAGCCAUUAUAAUAUGAAUUUAUUUGUUAAUGGCUUUUUGUUAUUAUUCUCUAAAGAUAAUUUCAAGACAUUUUUUACUGGUCUUGUAUUAAAAGAUGAUAAAGAAUACCUCAAACUUGGUAUUUUACACGUUGAAAUGUUAUGUGAAGUAGAAAUUAGACCGAACACUACAUUAUCGAUGGGUCAGUUUGAACAAUUUUAUGUACCUUAUAACUGGACGUUAAAAGGAAUCCAGCAGAUGGAUGCAGAACGAUUUCCGUUGAAGAAAUAUAUUAUAUACGCAUCAAAGGCACCUUCUGUUCCUGAUUAUUUAAACGAUCCUACUUUUCAAAUUUAUGACAUUGAUGAUUAUAGAUUUAAUAUACUUAAUAAUGAAGAAUGGCCAACGGAAGUAUAUUUACAACAAGAAAGUAAUCAAUUUGGGGCUUUUAAGGCAGCUCUAACAGAAAAACUAGCUUUAAUUAGAGGUGUGUCGGGUACAGGUAAAACCUUUAUUGGUCAAAGAAUUGUUAAGACUUUACUCGAAAACUUGUACGUCACUGGUCGUUUAAAAAAUCCUAUAGCAAUUAUUUGUAAUAAUAAUCAUACGCUGGAUCAUUUUUUAGAAGGAAUAUUGAAAUUAACAGACAAACUCAUUAGAAUUGGAAGUCAAUCUAAAUGUGAUAAUUUGAAAAAAUAUAGCCUAAAAGAAAUCGUUAAACUUCAUAAACUUAAUAUCGAUGAAGAUUUAGAAAUCGCUAUUAAAAUAAAAGAACAAGCAAUUUUAGACUAUUAUAAAAAAUGUGAUCAACUGUACACCGGCAUCUUGGAUUGGAAUGUUUUAAAAUUAGUCGUACCUGAAGUAUCGAAUUCUAUAUUUGGAGAUUCUUGGGAUUUUCUUAACUGGUUGUUUCAUCCGUUUUCAGUUGACACAAUGUUAAAAAAUAGUAAACUCCAAGAAGGACACAACGAUCAACAUUGUCUCAAAUCUAGCGAUAUAAAAAUAUAUUUGUCAGAACUAACCGAUCAAGUAACCGAAGGUAGCGAAUAUCAUUCUUUCAAAAUACAACAGCAUUUGUCAAUAUUAAAAAAAUUUCUAGAGCAUUUUGAAUCCAUGUUAGCGUAUGAUCACUCUCAGGUGAAAAAUGAUUCGAUAACUGUCGACGAUUUGCAUUUAGUACCAGCCAACCAGAGAUGGGAUCUGUACUACAAAUGGGUACACAGGAUUGUGAAAAAUUACAAAGAAAUUAUAAAUCCAAUCUGGUGUGAAUAUGUUGAACUGUACAAACAACUUGAUGAGAAUAGGCUUAAACAAACUUUAGAUUUAUUCAAUGGAACUCAUGUCAUUGGAUUAACUACGACCGGAGCAGUAAAAAAUAAAGAUCUAUUAGAAAGAUUAAAACCACCAAUUGUUAUUAUAGAAGAAGGAGCUGAAACUCUUGAACCGUAUGUAGUUUCUUCUUUAACUGAACAUGUACAACAUUUAAUUUUAAUUGGUGAUCUGAAACCAGAACGUCCCAAAAUAUCGUCUUACAAUCUGGCGAAAGUACACAAUUUCAAUCAAACCUUAAUGGAAAGAUUAAUAAAUAACGGAUUACCGUUAAAUAAGUUAACUAAACAAUUCAGAUUGCGGCCUGAAAUAAUGUCAUUAAUAUUACCAUGUAUUACUUAUAGUUUAGAAUGCAGUGAAAUAACUAAAAAUUUACCAAAUAUAAUUGGUAUUACCAAAAAUGUUUAUUUCAUCGAGCACAAAGUUGUCGAGGAAUCAGAUGUUGGUAAUCAUACAAACAUGCAUGAGGCUAAAUUUUUAAUCGGUGUUGCCCGAUAUCUUACCCUACAAAAUUAUAAAUCUGAAGAUAUACUGAUUUUGACCACUCAUAAAAAUCAAAUACAUCAAAUCGUUAAGCAAAAGGAAGAAUCUUUGCUUUUAAAAUAUGUAAAUGUCUCGGCAGUAGACAGUUGUCCAGUAAACGAAUGUGAAAUUGUAUUGUUGUCGACGGUAUAUAGUCAAGAAGAUUGUUUUUGGAAAAAUGAAAAUAGAAUCUGUACGGCGUUGUCUAAAGCCAAAAGCGGAUUAUACAUCAUAGGAAAUAUAGAAAAUCUUAUUAGCCAAAGCGAUCUUUGGAAUAAAAUUUAUACUUCACUACUCAACCAAAAAUGUUAUGGAAGUGAUUUGACUUUGGAAUGUUCGGUUCAUAAAGGAACAUUUUCAAAAGUUUUUAAAUCUGAAGACUUUGUGACAAGGAAGUGUCCACGUCCGUGUUUACAGCAGUUGAAAUGCGGUCAUUAUUGUCAAAGUGUUUGUCACACUCGCGAUCGAGAUCAUACUUAUGUGUUCAAAUGCAAACAUAUAAACUGCAGAUCUUCAAAAUCUUUAAUUAGAUACCCUUUGAGGGAUAUAUUUCUUUUGCUUUGGGAGUAUACUAAAAAUAUUUUAUACGAAGUCAUCAAUCAACCUAUUUAAAAUGUAUGCAUUUUUUUUCACUUGGCUUAGGUGUAAAAUUUAAUUAACGGAUAUAAAUAUUGUAGUCUGGUUAAAGCGAUAUAAUUAUUGUACAUCGGUAAUGUUAAUCGGACACAUGUAAAAAACUAGUCAUUUUGUGCAUUAGACUCGAUUUUAAAUAAAUGUUCCUGCAUUCAAUUAGUUUUA